UACACUGUCCAUGAACGCUGUGUAUCUAAAAACAUUCCUGGAUGUGUCAAAACGUACUCAAAAACCAAAAAGGGCGGUGAGGUGAUGCAGCACGCGUGGGUGGAAGGGAACUCUUCCGUCAAGUGUGACCGGUGCCACAAAAGUAUCAAGUGCUACCAGAGUGUCACGGCGCGGCACUGCGUCUGGUGCCGGAUGACGUUUCACCGAAAAUGUGAAUUGUCAACAUUGUGUGAUGGUGGGGAACUCAGAGACCAUAUUUUGCUGCCCACUUCAAUAUGCCCUGUGACCCGGGACAGGCAAGGUGGGAAGUCUGAUGGCAGUGUGUCAGCCAAGGGUGAACUUGUAAUGCAGUAUAAGAUCAUCCCUACCCCGGGUACCCACCCCCUGCUGGUCUUGGUGAACCCCAAGAGUGGAGGGAGACAAGGAGAAAGAAUUCUUCGGAAAUUCCACUAUCUGCUCAACCCCAAACAAGUUUUCAACCUGGACAAUGGGGGGCCUACUCCAGGACUGAACUUUUUCCGUGAUACUCCAGACUUCCGUGUUCUAGCCUGCGGAGGAGAUGGGACAGUUGGCUGGAUUUUGGAUUGCAUUGAUAAGGCCAACUUUGCAAAGCAUCCACCGGUGGCUGUCCUGCCUCUUGGAACAGGAAAUGACCUGGCCCGCUGUCUCCGCUGGGGAGGAGGUUAUGAAGGGGGCAGCUUGACAAAAAUCCUGAAGGACAUCGAGCAGAGCCCCUUGGUGAUGCUAGACCGCUGGCAUCUGGAAGUCAUCCCCAGAGAGGAGGUGGAGAAUGGGGACCAGGUCCCAUACAACAUCAUGAACAACUAUUUCUCCAUCGGUGUGGAUGCUUCCAUCGCACACAGAUUCCACGUGAUGAGAGAGAAACACCCUGAAAAAUUCAACAGCAGGAUGAAGAACAAGCUGUGGUACUUUGAAUUUGGCACCUCAGAGACCUUCGCAGCCACCUGCAAGAAGCUCCACGACCACAUAGAGUUGGAGUGUGACGGGGUUGAGGUAGACCUGAGCAACAUCUUCCUCGAGGGCAUUGCCAUUCUCAACAUUCCCAGCAUGUACGGUGGCACCAAUCUCUGGGGAGAAACCAAGAAGAACCGGGCUGUGAUCCGGGAAAGCAGGAAAGUCAUCACUGACCCCAAAGAACUGAAGUUCUGCGUCCAAGACCUCAGUGACCAGCUCCUUGAAGUGGUGGGGCUAGAGGGAGCCAUGGAGAUGGGGCAGAUCUACACUGGCCUGAAGAGUGCGGGCAGGAGGCUGGCCCAGUGCUCCUCAGUAACCAUCAGGACAAACAAGCUGCUGCCAAUGCAAGUGGAUGGAGAGCCCUGGAUGCAGCCCCCAUGCACGAUUAAAAUUACUCACAAGAAUCAAGCACCUAUGAUGAUGGGGCCUCCCCAGAAGAGCAGCUUCUUUUCGCUGAGGAGGAAGAGCCGUUCAAAAGACUAAAUAAUAUGCCAAAUGCCACUUAAACCAAGAGAGAAAACAAGAGACUGUAACACACACACACACACACACAUACACACACGCGCACGCGCGCAAACACACGCACACUCAUCUCUAACCAGUGGAAGCAAAGCCACCCAUCAGGAAGAAAUCUUCAUCUUGCCGUACAUGCUCUCUACUUCAACAGUGGACACACCCCAACAGAGCCAGUACCGACAGAAAAUUUUGAACAGACUUAGGGCCGACCGGGGUGUGGUUGGCCGUAUGGCAACCUCCACAUUCCCAGAAGGCCGUGAGUGGGACUUUCUGAGACUGAAGGAGAAAUCCCCCUUUCUUCCCACCAGUCCUGCAAGUUCCCUCACAGACGCUCACAAGAAGCAGGCUGCAGGUUUCCUGCCUAUGUUGAGAUCGGAUGUGGCCAAGGGAAAGAGCUCCCAUUCCAGAGAAUUUACACAAAGGUCCCUCUGUACAGAGACCAACAGCCUCCAGCGCUCAGAGCAUAACCCUUGGCAGGGCUCAGCAAGCGCACGUUGGUUGCAUAGUUGUCCUUCAAGCAGCAACUUCUCCCUGAACUUGCUGAGGAGGCAGAAAGGCUGUGGAAAGCUGUGUUUCCAUUCUUGGUUCUCCACGCUGUCAGUGGGCACUUGUUAUUUUCCCAAAGGCUUCUCCUGGUGGCUGUGUGUUUGUUUAGAGACGGCUCCAAGAGCCCCCAGAGCAGCCUGCACAGCACACCUUCGAUGUGGUAUUUAUUUUCUUAGUUCUGUGAACACCUGGGAGGGAAAGCAGAGAAACUGGGAUUUAUUUUUCAAAUUGGUGUCAUAAUAUUGUGUAAAAAGGGAAGAAAAAAAAAACCACCCCCAGUUUCUUUCUUUUUCAAGCCAAAGCGUGUUUCCUGUUUUGAGUUCCAAGCCCUGGUGGCAGACUACUCCUGAAGGCAGAGAGGAUGAGAAGGAAGGGCCUUUUGCUGAGAAGACCAGGAGACAAACCCAUCAGGUGGCUCCCACCUGCCUCUUUGCACCUACCACUCCCAGAGCAUGACCUGAGGGCCCUUCUGAUGGUCUUAUGUGUGUGUACAUAUAUGUAGCAUAUAUAUUUAUACAUAUAAAUAUUUAUUUACUGAUGGACUUUUCCUGAUUGAAAAAAAAAAAACAUAUGUAGACGAGGAACAGAAAGUAGGAAAGAAAAAGUAGGUUCUUACUCCCCGUCCCACCAUUUCAUUGUCAAGACACAUUUCCCAGUGGCGAUCAUGAGAUUUAAGGGAAAUGAAAGUAGCUUCUUAUCAUAAAGAGACUAAGAAUUCCUAUUCUGGAUUCUCAAAACAGCCAUGAAAGAUAUGCUGGACAGAAUUAUUCUCCCACUUGCCAGCGAGAGAUAGUCUCAGAAAAGUUAAGAGACUUGUACAUGGUACCUUAACUAAUGUGGUUUGAGAAUAGGUGCCACUAAGAGGAUGUUUAUUAGAAGAAUCCACACGUCUUAGAAUAGGGUCAUUUCUGGUCACUGAGAAAUUAUUCCAUUCGAAUCCAGGUUUCCAGGGAAGGAUGAAUGCGUAGCACAUGUGUGGAUGUGACAGGCCCACACAAGGAAAUGAGGGCCUCGUGAUGCUUCCCAGAGAUUCUCUCUGGCCUGAACUGGUAAGAAGUUGGUCUGGGUUGAAGGCACUAGACAGAUCAUCAGAUUAAGCUCUCCACCUGUCAACUCGUCAUGGUCGUCAUGGCCUCUUAGUCUGGAAGCACCUGUGGCUGCAGGGAUGACCUCAGUUGGAGACUCAGAAGAAGGACCAAGGCACCUUCUGCAAGGUGUUGCCAGCCAAUACCCAGAGGGGUCCCAGCAGAGCUCAGUGGGCUUCAUGCAGCUGCUGCCAGCAUUACCCAAUUCCUUUUGCGAGGGCAAGUCUGUGUAGAGCUUCAUUAGUAGACAGAAACAUUUGCCUUGGUGCCUUUGCUCCAUCGGACCUCCAUCCCCUCCGAGAUUUCUUAAGAGGACACGUGGGCCCACUCGACAUCACUCCACUGAGUGCUCUCUAAUCUCCUUGCACUGAGUCAGGAGCUGUGCACAAGGAAGGGAAAUUAAGAUUGUGUGUAUACACUGAUCCUAACUCUGAAGGAAGCAAUCAUCUAGGACCAUCCUGCUGGAUCCAACAGUGCGAAACAGUGGGUGAGGGGACAGCCAGGCUGCCUGAAGAAUGUCCUGAAUGAUGGGAUCCUUGGUGAUGGGACGGACCAACAAGUUCCAGAAUAACAGCAGAUGAAAAGAGGCAGGAGAUCAAACUAAAGAGAAGAGGGUCCUACAGCAAGUUGCUGACCCAGGUUCUAUCACAGCUGCCCUCUUCCUUCGAAUGGGCAGAAGUAACUUUUUGUGCCUCUCUGUACCAUCAUCAUCCACACUCGGUAGGAAACAAGUAAGACCCUUCUAGCUUGGAAAAGUCUGGCCACUGUUCCAUAGAGCUGCUGUGGAAGGAGCCAUUCCAUGUGCCAGGAUGAUGUGAGGGAUGAAACCCUGCCUGGGAAACAAGAGCAACACGGGGAGUAGGCUACAUGCUGUCUCAGCCACAUGGCCUUGGACAUGUCCUUUAGCCUUCUGGGACCUUUCUUUCUCCGUCUAUCCAACAAGGGGGGCUCUAAAGACUUUCCCUCUUCAACGAUCUUGCCCUUACCUGGAGUAAAUCCUGCGGCCAUGGGAGAGGGGGUGGGGUCCUUGUUCUUAGGGGUCUUCCAGCAGGCCCAAGGCUCCCCCCCAGCCCUGCUACCCUGGAGGGCUACUCUUCCCCCCUUAAAGAAUCUUCUCUUCCCUCUUCAGGAUUGAUCAUGCUCAGAAAGCAGCUGAUAUGGGGGGGGCCAACAUAAAAAAAAAACCGACAAGGAAACUCUUUGGUAAGCCCUCCACCUUUACACACACGCACACACACAUACACAAACACACAUACUCAGUCCCUGACGUGUAAACAUUUUCCAUUCUGUGGAUCAAACCUGUUUUACCCUUCCUCAUUGCCAGUGUGUUAGGAGAGAAUCCAUUCCCACCAGUGGAAAAGCACCACUUCCUUUUAGAGAACUUAGCUAAAGCUCAGUGUUUGGGGUGACCCUGGGCAUAAGUUGAAGCUACACGUCCUAACGCACCUCACCUGCGGCCCAUAAAUGCAGACUCUUGCCAGCCGAGACUGAGGCAGUGACUGGGUUAGCACAGUGCCAGGGUCCCGAUCCUUCACUCCUCACUCAUCCACCUCCGCUGCCUCAUCCACCCGUAGAUACGCUACUCCGUCAGGGUGGUUGCCUGCUCGAGCCUGCCUGUCUGCCUGCUGGAGUGCCGUGGACUUAUUCCUGUAAUGUGCCGUGUGUACGUGUGUCCUGACUCUGUGGUUUACUACAAAUAAACCUGACAGCGGACCGCUGA
Leptonychotes weddellii (Weddell seal) is the source of this 4842-nucleotide messenger RNA. Lineage: Eukaryota; Metazoa; Chordata; Mammalia; Carnivora; Phocidae. The record is from RefSeq and is a predicted model, not a curated record.